Gallus gallus (chicken) is the source of this 3319-nucleotide messenger RNA. RefSeq names its product nuclear receptor subfamily 2 group F member 1 (gene NR2F1). Gene Ontology annotation, molecular function: nuclear receptor activity; zinc ion binding; RNA polymerase II cis-regulatory region sequence-specific DNA binding. The transcript is spliced from 3 exons. The coding region runs from base 1328 to 2584 and encodes 418 amino acids. The record is from RefSeq and is a predicted model, not a curated record. Gene Ontology annotation, biological process: cell differentiation; anatomical structure development; positive regulation of transcription by RNA polymerase II. Lineage: Eukaryota; Metazoa; Chordata; Aves; Galliformes; Phasianidae.
GCACAGGAGGAGAAGAAGAAGGAAGGGGCAAGGAAGAGGAAAAGAAGAGGAUUUAUUUACCCGACCUACUUUGGAUCUCUCUUUUUCCUGCGUGUGCCAUUAUUAUUCCCGUCCUCUAUUUUUACACUUCGCCGUGAAUUCGUCUCCUCUGCGAAUUUAGUCACAUCCGAUUUUUUUUUUGUAAUUUUUUUCUUUUUUUUUUUUUGAAAAAAAAAAAAAAAAAGGAGAGAGAGAGAAAGAGAGAGAGCGAGAGCGAGGAGAGACACAGAGAGCGCGAGCGCCGAGCUCGAGAGAAAGAGCAGCGCCCGGCACCCUCCUCCGCCGCCGCCGACACGAGAUCAAACUGCCUCAGCUCCCCGCCCGCCCCCGCCGCGCUCCCCGGCUCCGCCGCGCUGAAUGGCUGACGGCGCCCUGCCCUGGACCUGGCCCCCGGACACCUCCGUGCCCUGAUCGCUCCGCUCUCCGCCUCCACCUCCCGCUCCCCGGCCCGGCGCCCCGAGAGCCCGCAGCGGCGGCGGCGGCAGCGGCGGCAGCACCGCGGCGGCGGCCGGGCCCCGGCGGCGGCGAGCGGCGAGCGGCGACCUUCUCCUCCUCCUCUUCUUCCUGCUUCUGCUUCUCCGGAUCCAGCUCCGCGGCGGCGCCCCGGCUUCCUCUAUGCCUGCGCAUCCUCCGCGCCCGUAGCGCCCGGACCGCGUGUGCCUGUGCCUGUGCCUGUGCCCGUGCGUGUGCGUGUGCGCGAGUGGGGAGCCGUGUGCCGGGCGUGUGCGCGCGUGUCUGCCUGCGUGUGCGUGUCCGGCGUGUGCCUCUCCUGGAUGCCUCUCCCGACGGCCCUGUUCGCCGCUUCUGAUUUUGCAACUUGAAGUGGCGGGGGGGGGGGGAGGGAGAGGAGAAGAGGCGAGAGAGCGAGAGAGGGAGCCGAGAGGGGAAGCGGAGAGACGGGGGGCUUGUAGGCGGGGGGGGAGCGCAGGGAGCAGAGAGGAGAGAGAGAGAGAGAGAGAGAGAGGAGGGGGAAAAGAGGGAGAAAAUCCUCCGACGCCCCCUCCCCCUCCCUAAAAAAAAAAAAAAAUAGCGAGAGCGCGAGCGAGAGGAGGGGGGAUCGCGGCGAAAAAUAAAUAAAAUAAAGAAAACGGCAGGAGCGGCUCCAGCCGGCGGCAGCAGGGCAGCGGCGGCGGCGGCAGCCGAGGCGGAGGCAGGCGGCAGGCACGGUCCCCUCGCUCCCCGCUCGCCCCCGGCGCCCGGCCGCCCGCCUCCCCCCCGCCCCCCGCCUCUCUCCCCGGCAGCCCGCAGCGAGACGCGCCGCUCCCCAGCACUUUUUUGGGCCCGAGAUAUGGCAAUGGUAGUUAGCAGCUGGCGAGAUCCGCAGGAAGACGUGGCCGGGGGCACCCCGAGCGGCCCCAACCCCGCAGCGCAGCCGGCCCGGGAGCAGCCGCCCCAGCAGCAGGGGGGCUCGGCCGCCCCGCACACCCCGCAGACCCCCAGCCAGCCGGGACCCCCUUCCACGCCGGGGACGGCCGGGGACAAGGGCCCGGGGCAGCAGGGCUCGGGGCAGAGCCAGCAGCACAUCGAGUGCGUGGUGUGCGGGGACAAGUCCAGCGGCAAGCACUACGGCCAGUUCACCUGCGAGGGCUGCAAAAGUUUCUUCAAGAGGAGCGUCCGUAGGAACUUAACUUACACAUGCCGUGCCAACAGGAACUGUCCCAUCGACCAGCACCACCGCAACCAGUGCCAGUACUGCCGCCUCAAGAAGUGCCUCAAAGUGGGCAUGAGGCGGGAAGCGGUUCAGCGAGGAAGAAUGCCGCCCACCCAGCCCAACCCCGGCCAGUACGCCCUGACCAACGGGGACCCCCUGAACGGGCACUGCUAUCUCUCGGGAUACAUCUCCCUGCUGCUGCGGGCCGAGCCCUACCCCACCUCCCGCUACGGCAGCCAGUGCAUGCAGCCCAACAACAUCAUGGGCAUCGAGAACAUCUGCGAGCUGGCCGCCCGCCUGCUCUUCAGCGCCGUCGAGUGGGCCCGCAACAUCCCCUUCUUCCCCGACCUGCAGAUCACCGACCAGGUGGCCCUGCUGCGGCUCACCUGGAGCGAGCUCUUCGUGCUGAACGCGGCGCAGUGCUCCAUGCCGCUGCACGUGGCCCCGCUGCUGGCCGCCGCCGGCCUCCACGCCUCCCCCAUGUCGGCCGACCGCGUCGUCGCCUUCAUGGACCACAUCCGCAUCUUCCAGGAGCAGGUGGAGAAGCUGAAGGCGCUGCACGUCGACUCGGCCGAGUACAGCUGCCUCAAAGCCAUCGUCCUCUUCACCUCAGACGCCUGCGGGCUGUCGGAUGCGGCGCACAUCGAGAGCCUGCAGGAGAAAUCGCAGUGCGCGCUGGAGGAGUACGUGCGGAGCCAGUACCCCAACCAGCCCAGCCGCUUCGGCAAGCUGCUGCUGAGGCUGCCCUCCCUGCGCACCGUUUCCUCCUCCGUCAUCGAGCAGCUUUUCUUCGUCCGCUUGGUAGGUAAAACCCCCAUCGAGACCCUCAUCAGGGAUAUGCUACUGUCGGGGAGCAGCUUCAACUGGCCUUACAUGUCCAUCCAGUGCUCCUAGAGCCCGGCCGCAGCCCGGCGGGGACGCUGCGCGGCGGCGGAGGCGGGGGCGCGCGCACCGAGGGGCGGUCGGGGCGCGGGGGGGGCCCGGGAGGCGGACACUGAACAAAAGAACGGCGCGAGUGGGAGCAGAGGUGUGGCCGCGGUGGGGAGAGGGACGGACCUCGCGUCCGUGCGGGUCGUGGUGUUGCGGUUGGUCUUCGGUUUGGUUGGGUUCCGGUUAUUAUUAUUAUUUUUUUUUUAUAUAUUUUUUUUUCCGGUUUUUUUUUUUUUCUUUCGGAGAGGAGGAAAAAAAAAAGAUAAUAAUAAUAAAAGACAAAAAGGCAAAAAAAAAAAUUAAAAAAAAUACAAAAAAAUAAAAAUAUGAGUAUUGAGGGGAUAUUAAUCACACCUGAAGGGGAUACUGGAGCUUCCAGGAUUUAUUGUGGACUGUUGUUGAUAUAUGCUGUACAGUAACAAACAAAAACAAAUCGCGCUGAAGCCGAACUGAACCUUGUGUAGAAUGAGCAACAAAACCAACGAGCGAACAAACCGACAAACAAUUCCACGCGCAAACACUUACCACGAGCAUUGUUACUCAUUUUGUAAAAUAUUAGUCUUUAUUUUCAUUUUUUGUAAAACUUAAGACAUCGUAUGCGCAUAAAGGAAAGAAAAAAAAAAAGAAACAAGAAUUAGGGGAAAAUAACAUUUUCCAAAUAAUUAUAAAAAAAAAAAUUGUCCUGUGUCUAUGUAUCUA